Mytilus californianus (California mussel) is the source of this 1200-nucleotide messenger RNA. RefSeq names its product gamma-soluble NSF attachment protein-like. Gene Ontology annotation, cellular component: SNARE complex; vacuolar membrane. Bases 214 to 1158 code for a protein of 314 amino acids. Gene Ontology annotation, molecular function: soluble NSF attachment protein activity; syntaxin binding. Lineage: Eukaryota; Metazoa; Mollusca; Bivalvia; Mytilida; Mytilidae. The record is from RefSeq and is a predicted model, not a curated record. The transcript has 2 exons. Gene Ontology annotation, biological process: intracellular protein transport.
UGACCAAAGGGAAGUAACUGUUCAACGUCCUAUGGGGAGAUACGAACAACAAGAAGUACAAGACUUUGAUCGAGUGUUGUGUUAAAUACAAGGCGAUUCCAGUUGAUGAAGACCACACUUAAUAGUUAUUUACUUGCCAUUGUUUAUAUUCUCCGGAUAUCAACGAAGGAAACCAACAUAGAGACCAGCUCAGGUCAAACUUUUAGGUAAAAAAUGACCGAUGCACAACAAAGACGACAAAAAGAAGCAAGAGAACAUAUAAGCAAGGCAGAAAAAUGUUUGAAGACAUCAUUUAUGAAAUGGACUCCAGAUUUGGACGGAGCCGCUUCCGAGUAUACUCAAGCAGCUACUUGUUAUAGAAAUGCCAAGAUGUUAACAGAGGCUAAACAAGCAUACAUUAAAACAGCAGAAGUACAGUGCAAAAUGAAUUCACCAUUUCAUGCGGGAAAAUCAUAUGAACAAGCAGGACUCAUUGCUAAAGAGAACAAGGAGAUUGAAGAUUGUGUCAAUAUGCUAACCAAGGCAGCUAGAUUGUUCCAAGAGAAUGGCACUCCUGAUACAGCGGCAUUAACUUUAGAGAAAGCAGCGAAAUCUGUAGAACUUUCUCAUCCGGUUAAAGCGGCAGAAUUGUACAGAAAUGCUUGUGAAAUUUCCGAGCUUGAAGAUAACCCAAGAAGAUGUGCUGAAUUCAUUGGGAAAUCAGCAUUAUUAUUAAUAAAGGAACAAAGGUAUGACGAAGCGUUGGAGGCUUUGAAGAAAGAAAUUGACUUCCAUGCUCAGAGUGAGAACUUUCCAAAGAUUAACAGAUGUAUGGUUGGUGUAGUUCUAGUUUAUUUGUAUAAUGGGGAUCCAGUUGAAGCAGGGAAAUUCUUCCAACAGUCAAUGAGCCAUGGUACACUUGGAGCUUCAGAGGAAGCUGGGAUUAUUGAUGAACUAUUGUCUGCUUAUAAUGAUGGGGAUGAGGAAAGUGCUGUAGAGGUUUUAACCAGACCUUACAUCAAAUUUAUGGAUAAUGCUUUUGCAAAAUUAGCCAAGUCUAUGGUUAUACCUGGGGGCAUAGGAAAGAAGACAGGUGGUGGUAAACCAGUCUCAGAGACUGAAGGAAAGUCAAGGGUUCAAAUAGAUGAUGAUGAGGAUUUUGAUGGAGGACUAACGUGAUAAAGUCUUAAAAUGAUUAAUUACAAAUGUAUCACAAUUAUC